AUGACUGGCUGUGGCAACGCCGAAGGCAGCCAUCGAGAAUGGAAGCGUGGUAGCCGCCUCGAUCCACAUGCCAUCAUCCCGCUUCGGAUUGGCUUGGCACAAAGCAACAUCCAUCUCGGCUAUGAGAAGCUGAUGGAAGUUUCCGAUCCUUCAUCAGAAACAUUUGGCAAGCAUCUUAGCCAGGACGAAGUUCAUGAUCUCUUUGCACCGGCGCACGAGACCUUCGACGCUGUCCACUCUUGGUUGGUGGAGUCUGGCGUAAACGCCUCAGAAAUUCGCCAAUACGAGAACAAGGGAUGGCUUGCUAUCGACUUGCCUGUUACUCACGUUGAGGGCUUGUUUCAAACGCAGUAUCACGAACAUGAGCGGGAGGGUGAGCUCAAAAUUGGUUGCGAUCAAUACUACGUGCCAAGGCAUCUCUCAGAACACAUCGACUACAUCGUGCCUGGCAUCAAGCUGUCACCGCCAAUGGUGAGGCGAUCGCUGGAAAGGGUUCCGGAUACCAGCUCACGCAAGUAUAGAAAGGGCUGGAGGCCGAAGCAGAUGCCCCCCGAUCUCCUGUCCUUGGUUAAGAAGCCCCCGACUACUCCCAAGUUGCCAGCCAACCUUCAGGAUUGCGCCCGCAACUUCACUGCCGUCUGUUACCGUGCGCUGUAUCAGAUCCCAGCCACCAGCCAUCCUGUCGCCGGACUUGAGCCUGCAGUGUAUGAGAGUGGUGACACAUUUGCUCAGGGCGAUCUCGACUCCUACUACCACAAAUAUGCGCCCUGGAUUGCCAACGGCACUCACCCAAGGAUCUUGUCUGUCGAUGGCGGCGAAGCUCCCGUGGCACCUGAUUCCGAGUAUAAUACCGGAGAAAGUGACAUCGACGUCAACAUUAUCCAGACCUUGGUCUGGCCCCAGACCAUGGUUUUGUACCAGGUGGAUGACCGCCUAUACACAACCGCCAACAAUUACUCAGGCUUUUUGAACCAUUUCCUAGAUGCUCUUGACGGGUCUUACUGCCACUCUACGGCUUUCGGAAUAACAGGAGACAGCCCGGGCAUCGAUCCGUCUUAUCCUGACAACCGACCAGGCGGCUACCACGGCACAGCCCUCUGCGGUGCUUACAAGCCAAACAAGGUUAUCUCCAUCUCCUACGGCGAGGGCGAGAUUGAUGUCCCCAAAAACUAUUUCCAGAGGCAGUGCAAUGAGUGGCUCAAGUUGGGCCUGCAGGGCACCACGGUUCUGGUCUCCUCCGGCGAUUUUGGAGUCGCCAUGCCGCCUGAAUCAGAUACUGCGACCGGCUGUAUCUCCGGGUCUGGUCAGAAUCAGACAAUAUACAAUCCUGGAAACCCCGUCUCAUGCCCAUACCUCACUUCUGUCGGUGCCACUCAACUUGAGCCUGGCACAACGGUGCUUGACGCGGAGGGAGCUAUGCAGACGAACCUUGGCCCCGGGGCUGAACUGUUCGCUUCAGGAGGAGGCUUCUCAAACUAUUUUCCUGCACCAGACUAUCAGAAAGCGGCGGUCAGUAAGUACUUCGCCAAACACGAUCCAGGGCACCCCUACUAUAUCGCCAACGCCAACGCGAGCAACAUUGGCGAGAAUGGAGGAAUCUAUAACCGUGCUGGGAGAGGCAUUCCCGAUAUCUCAGCCAACGGCGCCAAUUUUCGCGCGUUCAACAACGGAACCGAAGGCCACUGGUUCGGAACAAGCCUGGCGGCACCUCUGUGGGCCUCUAUCAUUACUCUGAUCAACCAAGAGCGCACCAAGAUUGGGAAAGGCUCUGUCGGGUUCAUCAAUCCGGUGCUGUAUGCGAACGUUGACGCCCUCACCGAUAUCAAGCAAGGAUCGAACCCGAAUUGCGGGACCAGCGGCUUCACUGCUGUGGAAGGCUGGGAUCCGGUAACUGGACUGGGCACCCCUAGAUAUCCCAGCCUGUUGAAGUUGUGGUUGAAGCUUCCAUAG
Molecule: messenger RNA, 1950 nt
Organism: Trichoderma reesei QM6a
Lineage: Eukaryota; Fungi; Ascomycota; Sordariomycetes; Hypocreales; Hypocreaceae
Exons: 2
Coding region: 1-1950 (649 amino acids)
Biological process (GO): proteolysis
Molecular function (GO): tripeptidyl-peptidase activity; serine-type endopeptidase activity
Source: RefSeq, a predicted model, not a curated record